GUUCGCAUGCCAUAUCUGAUCUCGAAAAGAUUAGUAUGUUCUUAGCCAUCUAAUAUACAAGGUUGAAAUAACUUCCAUUGAAGUGCAACACUUAAAAACAUAUCAGAGAACAUGCAGCCAUCUAAGUUCAUAACUUUUGAGGAGGAAUUGAAGAAUAAUCCCGAAUUAAAAGAGUCUGAUAUUCAAAUGUUGAGAGAGUGGAAUGCCAAACAACCACACCUGCCGAAAAUUUCGGACACUGACCUGGCCCUCUUUUUGCAUAGCAAUUAUUAUUUAAUGGAAGCAGCAAAAAGUGCAAUUGACGCUUAUUAUACAGUCAGAACGCACGUACCCGAGUUCUUUUCAAAUAGAGAUAUCUGGACGACGAAAGAACUUCAAAAAGCAGCAAAUGUGGGUGCUGCCACAGCUCUGCAGGGGACAACUAAAGAAGGAUAUAAAAUAAUUUUCUGGAAAUUGCUGGACUUAGAACCAUCACAUUUCGUGCAUAAUGACAUUGUGAAGUAUUAUUGUAUGGUCUUGGAUCUUUGGUUACAAACCGAUGGUACAAAAACUGGACAUAUCAUUUUGGUGGACAUGCAAGGAGUUUCUUUAGGACAUGUUGGUCGUCUGAGUCCUAUGACGACAAAAAAGUUUCUUUAUUAUCUUCAAGAUGCCUUGCCAGUUCGUUUGAAGGGACUACAUUUCAUGAAUUCGGUGCCUGCCAUGGAUCUGAUUCUUGCUAUGAUGAAACCCUUUAUGAAGAAAGAACUUUUGGAUAUCUUGCAUAUUCAUACAACCAAAGACACUUUGAAAAAAUUCAUUCCAUUGGAAAUAUUGCCGAACGAGGCAGGCGGAAACGCUGGAGCUUUGAAUGAUUAUCAUCAAGCGAGAAAAAAGGAUUUAGAGGAUUAUCGUGAUUGGUUUGCACAAGACGAAGCCAACAAUCGUGUGAAAGAAUCCCUGCGUCCUGGAAAAGCCAAAAAUGUAACUGAUAUUUUUGGCGUUGAAGGCAGCUUCAAAAAACUAGAUAUAGAUUAGAAACAAAAGUGUAAAAUUUUCAAUUUUGAAAUAUGGACUGCAAUGUCUAAUA
This is a messenger RNA of Belonocnema kinseyi, 1069 nucleotides long. Its product is annotated as alpha-tocopherol transfer protein-like. Bases 112 to 1017 code for a protein of 301 amino acids. Gene Ontology annotation, molecular function: phosphatidylinositol bisphosphate binding. NCBI's taxonomy places the organism in Eukaryota, Metazoa, Arthropoda, Insecta, Hymenoptera, Cynipidae. The transcript has 4 exons. Gene Ontology annotation, cellular component: membrane. The record is from RefSeq and is a predicted model, not a curated record.